AUGCGAGUCCAAAAUUCAGGAGGAUGUCUCCAGAGCUUCGCCAAGUCGUUAACAGCGCUUCUUUACUUGCAAUUCGCGUUGGCGUUGCCACAAUCGUUAUCUAUCUCGGGUUCGUCGCGUUCACAGUCAUCUUCGGACGAUAAACAAUCCGGCGAUGGCUCGUCGAGCUUCUCGAUGAGCUCACAGGGGUUGAUCAAGCGCCAGAACUGCAAACCGACCUGUCCUCCUGGGACCCGCCUCGAUUCGAUUUCGAUGCCCGCCUGUACCUGGAACUGUCUCACGUGGUCAAGUGCGGUCAUCGAAAACUCGGGGGAGCUCAUCAAUAUGAUCGCCACUAUCAUCACCGGCGCCCUCGCGUACACCGCGGUGAGGGCAACGACUCCUCACAUCGGCGUAACGGGCAAACGGGAUAACGUCACCUUGCAGGCGUUCAGUACGGCGGUCGAUGAAAUCUUUGGCACCAAGAACCGCAAGCGCGAUGGAGGUAAUCUUCACACCGUCGACUACACCACAUUGUUCGCCAAUGGCAGCGUCGACGGUAUUUACACCGAGCUUAACCUGACGGGCGGUCGCGUCGCAGCUUACAUUGGCAAUUCUUACGCUCCAAGUUGGGUCCCUUCGGACUCGGACCUCAAGAAGCGUACCGACAUCCUCACCAAUGCCAAGAUCAUCUUCCACAACGCUUACGUCUCCAAACAAGUGCACGUCAGGGAAUUCACUUAUUCCGAGAGGAUACAGGCGGGCACAAUAAUCGCGGGCCGCUUCUCCGACGGUUGUCGCUACGAGGGCAGGGCAAUGUGCGACUGCCUGCGCUCCGGGGAAGCCGACGAGUUUGCCGGUGCUUUGACGGUCGAGGGUCAGGCCAAUAGCAAUGGCAAGUACCAAGAGAUGCGCUGCGACUGCGAUGCCCGCCCCUGGUAG
This is a messenger RNA of Microbotryum saponariae, 921 nucleotides long. Lineage: Eukaryota; Fungi; Basidiomycota; Microbotryomycetes; Microbotryales; Microbotryaceae. The record is from the annotation of a GenBank genome assembly.